Molecule: messenger RNA, 1470 nt
Organism: Trichoderma gamsii
Lineage: Eukaryota; Fungi; Ascomycota; Sordariomycetes; Hypocreales; Hypocreaceae
Exons: 5
Coding region: 1-1470 (489 amino acids)
Biological process (GO): regulation of DNA-templated transcription
Molecular function (GO): zinc ion binding; DNA-binding transcription factor activity, RNA polymerase II-specific
Source: RefSeq, a predicted model, not a curated record
AUGUCUGCCCAAAUUCCGCUAACCCUAAAGGCCCAACGGCCUUGUCAUUACUGUGCAAGUCGCAAACAAGGCUGCGAUAGGUUGCUGCCCAAAUGUUCUCGCUGCACCUCAAAAUCUCUUAGGUGCGAUUACAGCGUUCACCGAGAUGGACGUGCCGUGACUCGCCAGAAUGAAGCUCCUGCGCCAAGUAACGACCUGGUGGAAUCACGCGGUUCUUGUUCUCUUGACCUCUCUGCCAAGGCCGAAUCGUUAUUGCUUCGCUUAGCGUGUGAUAGCGGCAGCGAGGCGGCAGAGUUUGAUGGACAUAGCUGCCUAUCCGAGCUAUUCUUUAAAAUACUUGACGCUUUCGAUGUUGAUAUUCCGAAUCUGCUGGACAGCUAUUUUGCGAGCGUUCAUCGAUGGGUUCCCGUUAUCGAAGAGGAGCAUAUCCGUCACAAAUGUGCGAGUUUAGAGACUAGUAACCAUGGCGAUAUUACACGUCUGCUACUGGCUUUCUAUAUUGUCAUUCAAUUUCCAUGCAAUCACGGAGGGCAUUCAAUGAAUACUCGGCUCUAUCGUACUAUGAAACGGCUAUUUAUCAUUGACCAGUCAUCACCCGGUAUCAAAGACCUUGAUUUGUUGCAAUAUGGGAUAUUGCUUGGGGCUUAUGAAUGUUCACAAGGCCUGGAAUCUGCCUAUACCACAUUGACACUAUGCACGUCACUGGCCCGGAUGAUCGAAAUCCAAAGCUACGAAUCUAGUGGCCUGGACUCGAGACAUUCUGAGGAAAUGAGAUUAUGUGGUUAUGCACUGGUAAUCUUGGAUCGCCUCAUCACACUCUCCCGCAUGGACCAUUGUCUGCCAUUGCUGCUUCCGGACAAGCAAUCCUUCCCCCUGGUAGAGGAACAUGACCUUGAAUUGGAUGAAGGGUUGAAAGCCUACGGCUACGUGGGAAGAAUGAGGAUCACAGCAACUGUGGCACAAUCAAUUAGCGAUGCUCUGGUGUAUCUGCGCUGUUGUCGACUUGGAAGAACUCCGCCAGUUGAUUACUAUACUGUGGACAGCUCUGCGCAGGCUGCACUAUUGACGCUUUUACGACUUUCCGAAGAGAAAGCAUUCCUCAACUGUGAACCAACGUCAAUGGCAAUCAGUACCCUCAUGAUACUUCGAACCACCUAUGACAGGAGCAGAAACGGCCCUAGGGACCCCAAAGACGCCACUGCGUUGUGGUCCAUAGCGAGCAUGAGUUUAGAAAUGUGUCUCUCGGCUGCUGACUUCAUAAGAUGCAACGGCAUUGAGAACUUGUCAUUCGUUGGCCUUUGUUGUGUAUGGCGAGCGGUUUUACCCUUAGUGGGCCUCAAGGAGUUUCAAAUUUCGGCCCAAGAGCUGGAGACUCUCAGAAGUGAGCUGGAGCGCUUUAGCAGCUGUUGGGCAAUAGGCGUGGUCUUUUUACAACACUUUGAUCAAUUAGUUCACCUACGAAGCCUUUAA